ACUAGACGUUGCAGUAGACACCCUCUUAACCAAACAAUUACUAUUUUGUCAUCUCACAACUGUGUGGUCUAACUAGACUAUUAUAGAGAAGAAAGCCUCAAGUAUAACUCGUAUUCAACAAAUUCAAUUACUCAGUAGGUAUGGAUGAAGAUAAUAAUGACACACUACUCAUUAAAAUCGAACCGAAACAAGAAGAAGAAAUCUAUUCUUUUCUCCAGGGACACAUUUCAGUAAGCAAUGAAAUUUUGGUGACGGUAAAGGGCGAAAUUUCUAGCACACCGUGUUCUAAAUCUCUUGAUAAUGAAGAAGUACAGCAACACUCUGACUUUCAACACCCUAUAACUCGCCGUAAAACAGUGUCUAAAUGUGCUAAUUGUAAUUAUGAGACACAUAAUAAAAGCAACUUCAAACGACAUCUUUUAACACAUAAAGUUUCUAAGGAAUUUAAAUGUACUAAUUGUGAUUAUGGAACAAAUAUUAAACGCAACAUUAAAGCCCAUGUUUUGAAACAUAAGGCUUCAAAGGAUUAUAAAUGUACUGAUUGUGAUUAUGAGACACAUAGGAAGUAUAACUUUAAUGAACACCGUUUAACACAUAAACUUUCUAAGGAUUUUAAAUGUGCUGAUUGUGAUUAUGGAACAAAUAGUAAAGAACUCUUCAAACGACAUCUUUUAAAACAUAAAAUUUGUAAAGAUUUUAAAUGUACUCAUUGUGAUUAUGAGACAAACUAUAAAAAGCACUUUAAAGAACAUCUCGUAGCACAUAGACUUUCUAAGGAUUUUAAAUGUACUGAUUGUGAUUAUGAGACAAAUUAUAAACGUUGUUUCAAAGGACAUCUUUUAACACAUAAAGUUUUGAAGGAUUUUAAAUGUCCUAAUUGUGAUUAUCGAACAAAUUUUCAACGCAAUCUCAAAGAUCAUCUUUUAAAACAUAAAGUUUCUAUGGAUUUUAUGUGUACUAAUUGUGAUUAUCGAACAAAUGUUAAACGCAACUUCAAACGACAUUCUUUAAAACAUGGAGUUUCAACGGAGUUUAAAUGUGAUAAUUGUGAUUAUCGAACACAUGUUGAACUCAACUUCAAACGUCAUCUUUUAAAACAUCAAGUUUCUACGUAUUUUAAAUGUGCUACUUGUGAUUAUGGAACAAAGGAUAAGGGCAACUUGAAACAACAUCUUUUGAGACAUAAAACAGUGAAAGAUUUUAAAUGUGGCAAUUGUGAUUAUGGGACGAAUUAUAAACGCGUUUUCAAACGCCACCUUUUAACACAUCAAGUGUGUAAGGAGUUUAAAUGUGCUACUUGUGAUUUUAGUACAAAAAGUAAAACUGAUCUUAAACGGCACCUUUUAAGACAUAAAAUUGUCUAAAGUUUUGAAUUGUGCUAAUCGUGAUUAUGUGAUAAAUAAUAGAUUGGACUUUGAGCAAUACCCUUUUGGGAUACAUUAGGCAUAGUUGUUCCUGAGCAUUAAAAGGAACAAAUUUAAAGACUACACUACGUCAGACAACGGUCGAGUUAUUUUCAGGGCGUUUGUUUUUCACUACGCUCAUCAGGUUGCGGCAUAGGGCCCUACAGUGAAAGGGUUUUGACUCGGCGCACUGCUAAUUAGCUACUACUUACAAUUUACAUAUUAUUUAAUACACUGAAAAUUGUUUCAUUAUAAUUAUAUCAAGUUUUGAACAAUAUAUUAAUAAAAAUAACCACUGUAGAUUUUGCUAUAGGUUUGUAAAGGUUCAGAGAAUGAACUUAUAACUUUUCUCACUUCCAUUAACACUUGGCAUCUUAAUAUUAAAUUCGCAAUGAAAAAAUCCUUUACUUUUUCUUAGACAUCCAAAUUGAUAUGAUAAACAACACAUUUAAAUUUGAUAUUUUUUAUAUAUGUAUAGAAAAACAACAUACCUACCAAUAUCAUUCCC
Photinus pyralis (common eastern firefly) is the source of this 1911-nucleotide messenger RNA. RefSeq names its product zinc finger autosomal protein-like. Lineage: Eukaryota; Metazoa; Arthropoda; Insecta; Coleoptera; Lampyridae. Gene Ontology annotation, biological process: regulation of transcription by RNA polymerase II. The transcript is spliced from 2 exons. The record is from RefSeq and is a predicted model, not a curated record. Gene Ontology annotation, molecular function: DNA-binding transcription factor activity, RNA polymerase II-specific; RNA polymerase II transcription regulatory region sequence-specific DNA binding. Gene Ontology annotation, cellular component: nucleus. Bases 141 to 1364 code for a protein of 407 amino acids.